UGGCUAUAUUUGUUAUUGUUUUCAGGAUGAUGUAUAAAUCUCCCAUGACUGGUUUUGUGGUCCAGGGAUACAGUUAUAUUCAAACUAGAUCAUUUGAUUCUCAAUGCAUGGCUUACUCAUAUGUUUUUAACAGCUGUUCGAGCAAAACACUGUACUUGGAAAGGUGUGCGUUUCUGACUAUCAUUUUUCAGCCAGAGUGGACCGCGCGCAUCUCGUAUCUGUCUGAGGAGAGCGCGCUAUCCAACGGGAGGCGCGAGAGCGCAACAGUUGAUGUGCGCGCACGCCGGGAACGCGCUAUUCUGUCAGAAAGUCGAAGAGCACAAACUCAGCGCGAGGGCUUGGAGUUCCCCUCAGGCAGGAGUCACUCCACGUCAUGCGUUUGUGGUAUUGCGCCGGACGCUUCAAAGAUGCGCGCACUCCUCGGCCGUUUGGAGACUCCAGCCGGAUGCUUAUACCGCGGCGCGCUGAAGUUCACGCGACCCUGAAGGGAUGAAAACUCUGCUGUCGUCGUCAGCGGGAAAGGCUUCACACGAUGACUUCAGACCUGUUGCUGGUUCUCCACAUGUCCUCGAUCUGACAAUGGUUAACUGCUUCAAUUCAUCCAGCUCCAACAGCACGGCCGUCAGCUCGGAUGGGGCUCCGUUCCCGGGGUACACGAUGGUCAUCCUGGCGAUCCUCAUGAUAACGCUGGUGGUCGUGGUGGUGGUCGGGAACGCGCUGGUUAUCCUCGCGUUCGUCGUUGACAAGAGCCUCAGAAACCAAUGCAAUUACUUCUUCCUUAAUUUGGCUAUAUCGGACUUCCUCGUUGGGGCUUUUUGCAUCCCAGUCUACAUGCCCUAUAUCUUGACGGGCAGGUGGAUGCUGGGCCGUGGACUGUGCAAGCUGUGGCUUGUGAUGGACUACUUGUUGUGCACCGCUUCCGUCUUCAAUAUCGUCUUAAUCAGCUACGACCGCUUCCUGUCCGUUACCCGAGCUGUGAGGUACCGAGCCCAGCAGGGCGUCACUCGUCUGGCAGUGGUCAAGAUGUUGGUGGUGUGGGUUUUGGCAUUCCUCCUCUACGGACCAGCCAUCAUCUUCUGGGAACUGAUGGUAGGAGAAAGCAUCGUUCCGGAGGACGAAUGUUUCGCCGAGUUCUACUGCACCUGGUACUUCCUGCUCUCCGCGUCGACCUUCGAGUUCUUCUCGCCGUUCAUCUCCGUGGCCUUCUUCAACUUCAGCAUCUAUCUCAACAUCCAGCGGCGGAACCGGAGUCGCAUGGCGCACGUGGAGGCCGAGAAGGAGGACGGCUGGAGGGUCAUCGACGGACAGGCCUCGUCCGUUUUCUUCGUCAAAACGCGCAAGGUGUCCUCGAGCGAGCCGGCGGCCGUUUCGGCCGUGAUCGAAAACGACGAGGAGGUGUCGCCGUCGUCCAGCGGCGACCCCAGCAGCACCCACUCCGUGUCUUUGACAAUGAAGACGACCAUUAAAAAGCGCGGGUUGCUCGGCGGCUGGGUAAGGACGCGCAUAAUACGAGCGCAGGAGGCGUCAAAUCCAUGCGCCCCCUGCAGGAGCGGAGGACACGCGCGUCUCUCGAGAGAUAAAAAGAUUGCCAAGUCCCUGGCAGUCAUCGUGUGUGUUUUCGGGGUGUGUUGGGCGCCGUACACCCUCCUCAUGAUCAUACGGGCGGCCUGCAGCGGUAGCUGCGUGGAGCACCAUUGGUACGAAGUCACUUUUUGGCUCCUUUGGCUCAACUCGGCCAUCAACCCUUUCCUCUACCCGCUGUGCCACAGCAGCUUUCGCCGGGCCUUCGCCAAGAUUUUGUGCCCCAAGCGGCAGUCUGUUCGACCACACGAGGAAAGCCCUUCCUGCCAGUGACAAUCUGACAGCAACAGAAGGGAUUUAACACACUUUCACGCUGAAUAUUGAAGGAUGAAAUAAAAGCACCAAGGAAAUCAAGAAAGCGAAACAUUUCUGCCCAAGCAAACGGAAAUCCAUGUCAUUACUUGAUGGAGUAGCAUGUUUUGUUCUUCUUUGAUGAAGCAUAUGAUUCUCCUUUUAUCGAUGGAUACAAACAGUGCAGCUAACGGUGUUUUUUUUAUUUUUGUUUUUGUCUAUCUCUUGUCUUGCAGUAACAUAGGAGCGAAGUGGUUUCACUCGUAACGUAAGUUGCAUGUUCUGGGACAUCUGUGGUGAAAAAGUGACGCAGCUCAUGUUCAGAACAUAUUCGAUUGACAGUUUCGCUCAUAUCUGCAUUAUUCCUUCGCCACUGUAUAUUCCACUCCAUCGCACGCUUCAGCAGAGCGAAAAGGUGAUUUAUGGAAGGCGGCAUUGCAACCUAAACACACGUCGUGCUCUGCCACUAAAAAACACGAGACUCUGAAAUCUGUAUCACCCGCCAUGGACGAGAUUGAAACUAAUAAUGUUUUUGAAUGGCAGUUUUGUGGAAUCUUUGUGUAAUGUGAAUUAAGUUAUUGAUAUAUCAGUUUACAAUAAUGAAAUGAAUGAAUGCAUUUUAAAGGAAUAAUACACAUAUUUGUGGAUUGUCCA
Messenger RNA from Puntigrus tetrazona (Sumatra barb), 2526 nucleotides. RefSeq names its product histamine H3 receptor. The record is from RefSeq and is a predicted model, not a curated record. Lineage: Eukaryota; Metazoa; Chordata; Actinopteri; Cypriniformes; Cyprinidae. The coding region runs from base 490 to 1854 and encodes 454 amino acids. Gene Ontology annotation, biological process: adenylate cyclase-activating adrenergic receptor signaling pathway. Gene Ontology annotation, molecular function: histamine receptor activity. The transcript has 3 exons. Gene Ontology annotation, cellular component: membrane.